AUGAAUCCGACUGACCAGUGGGUUGAGCAUCAACGCGAACUCACCUCGGCCACUGAAUCAUCCCACACAACAGCAAACUAUGUCAAUCAGUCCACAUCGGACGCUGUCCCUCACCUGGUCCUACGAGUUCGUUUGGAAUGUGAGCAGUACUUCUACGGUCUGGACUGCGGUCAGUUCUGUCAACCGAUGCGUGGUCCACAUGGGAAUUUUAUUUGUGAUCCUGAGACCGGAACACAACAAUGCCUUCCUGGCUGGACUGGUGAAAGAUGUACACAAGGCGGUUCUUGUGAGGUUCAACCAGAUUCUGGACAAUUAAUUUGUCACUGUCCACCGGGAUUUACGGGUAUACAAUGCGACGAAAUAAUGUCUGGAAACAUCACAGAUGAGUACCCAAGUCCGGACCUCGAAGAACAAACCUCGAACCAAACACAGCCGAUCCCGCUAAAUUCACUCACAUUUUUGAGCAAUGUGUAUCGUUCCUCUCUGAUGCUUUUCUUGCUCACAUUUGUCCUCCUAUUGUGCGUCGCAAUUCUCGCACACUGUAUACGCUCUUAUCAUCAUCAUCAGACGAAACCACGUUACGUGCAUCAGUCCCAACUCACCUAUCCCCAUAUUGCAAACAAUCUGUCCGCUGAAAUUGUACGCAACCCGAUGCACGCGAACUACGAAGAGAAAGCACUGCACUCGUUGGAUUGGACUCGAUCCGAACGCGCACAAACAGUCACUGUGUUCUCAUCAAAAUGUACCCCAAAUUUGGAUAAAGUGCUUCUCAUACAGAAUGUUUUCAAAUCUAAAUAUCCUCCCCUCCCCGAAUCGUAUCCGACCUCGGAUAAUAUGUUUAACGGUUUUGCAACUCGUUCCGGAUGUCGUGCUCAGUCCAAACCACAGCUGACUGGAUGGUUUUCAGGGCAAAUUCGACCAUUCACGAUUCGGCUCUCGUUGCCUUCGCAGCCAGAUCGAUCCAGUUCUGUUUGA
Echinostoma caproni is the source of this 975-nucleotide messenger RNA. Lineage: Eukaryota; Metazoa; Platyhelminthes; Trematoda; Plagiorchiida; Echinostomatidae. The record is from the annotation of a GenBank genome assembly.